CGCGCGGGGCGCAGCGGGGCAGAGCCGGCUCCAGAGGCGCGGCGGCCGCGGGAGGAGCAGGCGCGGAGCAGCGAGCGCAGGCCGCGCCGGCCCGACGGGAGCAGCGCUGGGCGCGGGCCGCCUCCUCCAAGCCGCCUGCGCGCGAGCCGCGUCCCUUGGCCGCCGCCGGCGGGGCAUGAGCGCGGAGGGGCCGCGGCCGCCCCCCGCGCCGCCCAGGCCGUGACCGGGCGGGGGGCGGCUGCACUAGCGCCCGCAGCCCGGGAGCUCGCGGAGCCCGGAGCGGCAACCAUGGACUGCAGCCUACUGAGGACGCUCGUGCGCAGAUACUGUGCAGGAGAAGAGAACUGGGUGGACAGUCGGACCAUCUACGUGGGACACAAGGAGCCCCCUCCGGGUGCAGAGGCCUACAUUCCACAGAGAUAUCCCGACAACAGAAUCGUCUCCUCCAAGUACACAUUUUGGAACUUCAUACCUAAGAACCUGUUUGAACAGUUCAGAAGAAUAGCCAACUUUUAUUUUCUCAUCAUCUUCCUGGUGCAGUUGAUCAUCGACACACCCACAAGCCCGGUGACGAGCGGGCUUCCACUGUUCUUCGUCAUCACGGUCACAGCCAUCAAGCAGGGUUAUGAAGACUGGCUUCGCCACAAGGCAGACAAUGCCAUGAACCAGUGUCCGGUGCACUUCAUCCAGCAUGGCAAACUGGUCCGGAAGCAGAGUCGGAAGCUGAGAGUUGGGGACAUUGUCAUGGUGAAGGAAGAUGAGACCUUUCCCUGUGACCUGAUCUUUCUCUCCAGCAACCGGGCAGAUGGGACCUGCCAUGUCACCACCGCCAGCUUAGAUGGAGAGUCGAGCCAUAAAACUCACUACGCAGUGCAGGACACCAAGGGCUUCCACACAGAGGAAGACGUUGAUGGGCUGCAUGCCACUAUCGAGUGUGAACAGCCACAGCCUGACCUUUACAAGUUUGUGGGGCGCAUCAAUGUUUACAACGACCUGAAUGACCCUGUGGUGAGGCCGUUAGGAUCAGAAAACCUGCUUCUCAGAGGCGCCACCCUGAAAAACACAGAGAAGAUCUUUGGUGUGGCCAUCUACACGGGCAUGGAGACCAAGAUGGCCCUGAACUAUCAGUCCAAGUCCCAAAAGAGAUCUGCUGUGGAAAAGUCAAUGAAUACAUUCCUGAUCGUGUACCUCUGCAUCCUGGUGAGCAAGGCCCUGAUCAACACGGUACUGAAGUAUGUGUGGCAGAGUGAGCCGUUCCGGGAUGAGCCAUGGUACAACCAGAAGACUGAGUCAGAGCGCCAGAGGAAUCUGUUUCUCAGGGCCUUCACCGACUUCCUGGCCUUCAUGGUCCUCUUCAAUUACAUCAUCCCAGUAUCCAUGUACGUCACAGUGGAGAUGCAGAAGUUCCUGGGCUCCUACUUUAUCACCUGGGAUGAAGACAUGUUUGACGAGGAAAUGGGGGAAGGGCCUCUGGUCAACACAUCUGAUCUAAAUGAGGAGCUUGGACAGGUGGAGUACAUCUUCACAGACAAGACAGGCACCCUCACAGAGAACAACAUGGCCUUCAAGGAGUGCUGCAUCGAGGGUCACGUCUACGUGCCCCAUGUCAUCUGCAAUGGGCAGGUCCUUCCCGACUCUUCUGGCAUUGAUAUGAUUGAUUCUUCCCCAGGCGUCAGUGGAAGGGAGCGGGAGGAGCUGUUUUUCAGGGCUAUCUGCCUGUGCCACACCGUCCAGGUGAAGGAUGAUGAUCACGGGGAUGAUGUAGAUGGUCCCCGGAAAUCUCCAGACUCAAAGUCCUGUGUGUACAUAUCUUCCUCGCCUGAUGAGGUUGCACUGGUUGAAGGUGUGCAGAGGCUUGGUUUCACUUACCUGAGACUGAAGGACAAUUACAUGGAAAUACUGAACAGGGAGAAUGACGUUGAGAGGUUUGAACUGUUAGAAGUUCUGAGUUUUGACUCUGUGCGGAGAAGAAUGAGUGUGAUUGUAAAAUCUGCUACAGGAGAAAUCUAUCUGUUUUGCAAAGGAGCAGAUUCUUCCAUAUUUCCCCGAGUGAUAGAAGGCAAAGUGGACCAGGUCCGGUCCAGAGUCGAGCGCAAUGCAGUGGAGGGGCUGCGAACCCUGUGUGUUGCCUACAAGCGGCUCAAGCCAGAAGAAUAUGAAGAUGUUUGCAAACUGCUGCAGGCUGCCAAAGUGGCGCUUCAAGAUCGGGAGAAGAAGUUAGCAGAAGCCUAUGAGCAGAUCGAGAAGGACCUGAUUCUGCUUGGUGCUACAGCUGUCGAAGACCGGCUCCAGGAGAAAGCUGCUGAUACAAUCGAGGCCCUGCAGAAGGCAGGCAUCAAGGUCUGGGUGCUCACUGGAGACAAGAUGGAGACGGCCUCAGCCACCUGCUAUGCCUGCAAGCUGUUCCGCAGGAGUACCCAGCUGCUGGAGCUGACCACCAAAAGGCUAGAGGAGCAGAGCCUGCACGAUGUUCUGUUCGAGCUCAGCAAGACAGUACUGCGCUGCAGUGGAAGCCUGACCAGGGACUCCUUCUCAGGACUUUCCACAGAUAUGCAUGACUAUGGCUUGAUCAUCGAUGGAGCUGCGCUGUCCUUGAUAAUGAAGCCCCGAGAGGAUGGGAGCUCCUCAGGCAACUACAGAGAGCUCUUCCUGGAGAUCUGCAGGAACUGCAGUGCCGUGCUGUGCUGCCGCAUGGCGCCCUUACAGAAGGCACAGAUUGUCAAGCUAAUCAAAUUUUCAAAGGAGCAUCCUAUCACCCUAGCGAUUGGUGAUGGUGCAAAUGAUGUCAGCAUGAUCCUGGAGGCCCACGUGGGCAUAGGCGUUAUCGGGAAGGAGGGUCGCCAAGCUGCCAGGAACAGUGACUAUGCAAUACCCAAGUUCAAGCACUUGAAGAAGAUGCUUCUUGUUCACGGGCAUUUUUAUUAUAUCAGGAUAUCUGAGCUUGUGCAAUACUUCUUUUAUAAGAAUGUCUGCUUCAUUUUCCCUCAGUUUUUGUACCAGUUCUUCUGCGGAUUUUCACAGCAGACUUUGUAUGAUACUGCGUAUCUGACCCUCUACAACAUCAGCUUCACCUCCCUCCCAAUUCUCCUGUACAGCCUCAUGGAGCAGCACGUGGGCAUGGAAGUGCUCAAGAGAGACCCAUCCCUGUACAGAGACAUUGCCAAGAACGCGUUGCUCCGCUGGCGGGUGUUCAUUUACUGGACGUUUCUCGGCGUAUUUGACGCUUUGGUAUUUUUCUUUGGUGCUUAUUUCAUGUUCGAAAACACAACCGUGACCAGCAACGGACAGAUGUUUGGGAACUGGACCUUCGGGACACUGGUGUUCACCGUGAUGGUGUUCACUGUCACACUGAAGCUUGCGCUGGACACGCACUACUGGACUUGGAUAAACCACUUUGUCAUCUGGGGGUCACUGCUCUUCUACGUCGUCUUCUCCCUGCUCUGGGGAGGGAUUAUCUGGCCAUUCCUCAGUUAUCAGCGGAUGUACUAUGUAUUCAUACACAUGCUGUCCAGCGGCCCUGCCUGGCUGGGCAUCACACUGCUUGUCACUGUCAGCCUCCUCCCUGAUGUCCUCAAGAAGGUCUUGUGCAGGCAGCUGUGGCCCACGGCAACAGAGAGGACUCAGAACAUACAACUUCGGGACAGCGUUUCAGAAUUCACCCCUCUGGCCUAUUUGCAGAGCUGGGGUGCUCAGGGCACCAGACCCUUGGCUGCCCGAUGCAGCUCCAGCUGUGGGAAAGCAGUGUGCUCGUGGGAGAGCCAAGAGUGCACCGUGCUCCCCAACCCAGACCUUUCCCACAACACGAGGUGUGGGUGCUGUAGGUCCAGCCUGAAGACACCGCUUGAUGGACAGACAGCCUUCUGUGUCAGCCUCUGAGAGCUAUGUUUCUGGGUGCCUGUGUGCCUGUACCUGCCCCGCCCCUCAUCCUCAAGGAGGUGGCAGUGGGAACACGGGUGGCCCACUCAGGCACAGCACACUGGACUGUGUGUGACGGCCGUCGUUGUCCUAGGCCCGGUGACCAUACGGACUAUUGCUGUGGAAAAGGACAUGUGAUAAGCUUCAUCUGAAACACUGCAGCUGUGAAGCUGGCCUUGCCAGGCCUGAGUAUCCAGCCUUCUGCUGUUGUCAUCCUCUGCCGUCACCUGAGGAGAAGACCCUAUCCCUUUGUCUGCAGCCUUGUCCAUCUCGCACAUGGGCUGGGCUCAUGUUGCAUCCUGAUGUUCCUGACCACGUGUUUCCUGUGUAAACCAUCCACACUUCCUGUUAGGGUGUGAGACUCCUGGACUGUGGCCUUGCUGUGCUCACAUUCACUGUCCCCUCACAAGCCAUUUCCCUAGAUCAUGUCUGAGUCUGUUUGCUGAGGAGAUGCUGACCCUGCACAAAGGAGCUUUCGAAGGUGUCAGGGUCGCCUUCCUGCCACCGGCUGCCUGUGGAAGAUGCCAUUUAUGUAUAUGAAUAAGGCACACUGUUAACCAGGUCUCAGGAGUGUAGCGAUAUCUACCACAUCCCAGAAUGAUGUCAGUUUACCUUAUUGGAAACCAUUUGUUUCGGAGGUGCUGGGAAAGGUAGAGACUUGGGGCACCCAGGCAGGUAUUUGUCUCACCCAGAGGUGAGUCCCAUGACCCAGAGCUGCCUGGGGCUGACAUGGACUCAUCCGUUCCAGUCUGCUGCUCAGCCUGCCUCCCGCUGGUGCCACACAAAUUCCACCCAGGGCUUUACUUGGAGUGGACAGGCCGUCAGAAGGCCACCUACUGUGAAUCCCUGUUGCUUGCCGCACUGGCAUUUGUGUUUCUGGUGGAGCAUCUGACAGAGCUGUGAUGGGCCUAACAUAGUGAAGACAUUUCAGAAAGUGCCAGCCAGAGCAUGGGAGAAAGCCAUCCCCAUCCCUGUGGGGUCACAUGGUGGGGUCAUAGUGAGGGUCGAAGACACUUGGGAGCCCAUAACCUGCCAAGCACAAAUUUCGUAACAUGAUUACCCAAGGUUUCCCUAUAAACAGUGUGCUCGAACUGGGGACCAGCCAACAGUAGGAGCAACUAUUUAUUGGGCCUGGCAGCUGGGGGAGGUCGAAUGAACAUAAAACACCACACCAAAGAUGGGGGGAUGGCCUUGAGCUGUGGACAGACAGAAGAAUGUACAGCUCCACUAAGGGCUGUCCCUGGCUGCACACCCUCAUGCCCAUUCACCCACCUGCAUUGCCAUGUGUCAGCCCAGGGUUGGAGCCCCAGUCCACAUGAGCCCUUAAAUAGUGGUGUGUGCAUUUUUACAGCCCUUUCUAAGAACCCAAAGUGGGUACAAACAUAAUACCUGCAGGGAGGGGCAGGUUCUCUGUAUGUUUAGUUAACAAAUUAUUUGUAAUGUAUUUUUUUAGGGAUCUUAAAAUUGCCUUUGCACUGAAGUAUUUUCAUAGUUGUUUCUAUGGCUCUUACUCAUUUGUUGAUAUACCUUCUGAUUUUUAAGUAUGCUGUUAAAGCUUUCGCUUUUUAGUUUAAGCAUUUUUGGCCACUUUAAAUGCUGGCAAGCGUUCUGGCUGAAUGUUUUAGUACCUUGUGAUUCUCCUCUGUGCCUCUGUGUUUCUUGGUGUUUCUGGAGACUGACCCGGUGAAGGGCGUUCUGAGAGCAUAACCAUUUUCUCUUGUUUUGUCACAGUCCUUUGCAUUUUCAUGUUUUCUGUUUUUUAUUUUUUUUUUCUUACCUCCAUCCUUCAGCCUUAAACAGAAUAUUCUUCCUGCAGGCUCUGCAUUCUGCAACCCAUCCUAGGUGUGGGGACACUCUCUUGCAUCUCCCCGAUAGCCUAAGAACACCCCAGACUUUAUGCACUCUCCAGUGUCUUUUAAAAUUGUGCUUAGGAAAUUACCAGACAAAGGUGCCUAAGAAUUUGAAUUAGACAAGGGCAAGGGUGAAAUGCAGAAACAAGAGACCAGAUGUGAAUGCCGAAGGCCUUCCACCUCACCUCACAGCGGCUGCUUUUUACUUUCCUUAAAACAAUUGAGUUCAACUCGGAGUAAGCAUUUUCUUAAUUGCAUUGCACAUGUCAACAUCUGUGACAUACUUUGUUCACCAUAAUUCAUGGUUCUGUGCCCUGCAAGCAGUCCAUCUCACAUAUGUACCAGGAGUCCUGGCUUCAUAUGUGUUCUCUUACUUUUUGUUCCACACAUCCAUGACCAUUUACAAGCUUGUAUAAACAUGUACACAUAUGUGCAUAGGCACACAUGUGCAUUGUGCAUUUUCCUUCCAGCCUCCAUUCUGAUAGCCCUGUGCAGAGGUUUUGCUCUCUGGGAUCAGGCUACUUACAUAUAUACAUACACACACACACACACACACACACACACACCCUAAGAAAGGGUGCUUGGGCUGUGCUCACAUGUGGGCUGUGUGGGUGACAUUGCAGUGCUGGGCUGAGCUCUCCGGUCCCAAGGAAGUGCACUUCCCAGUCAGGACCUCCUCUUGCUCCCUGGGUCCAGCAAGCAGAUCCAGGCUACUGGAAGCUUCUUGCCACUCUGAGUGCAGGUACCUGCUCCUUGCCACAUACUAGCUAGGAAAAUGUGCCCCUAAAUCCCAUCGAUUCAUUCCUGAGUACAGGCAGACCAAAGGCCCCACCCAGGAAGCUCCUGGAUGGGAGGAGGCUCUGAAGGUUGAGGAAGCAAAAGGGGGGAUGGCAUAGCCAAAUCUGGGAUGAGGACAGUGGGCGGGCGGGGUAACUUUGUCUUCAUUGAGCACAUCUCCUAGGAGCAGCUGCCUAGGUCAUUGAGCACCCGCCAGGUGUCUGGUGAUGUCGAGAAAGCUCCAGCCUGGGUCUCUGAACCCCCAAGUUCAAGGUUUAUCUGCACUGACUGGGACUGGACUCUCCCAUCCACAUUUAUCUCAUCUUAAUGUAAUUUAUUGGCAAUGCCAUAGAACAGCAGGCCCUUGUGUUCUACAUUUCUUUUGGAAGUUUCCUGUUUAUGACUGACUGUCAAGACAGGAAAAAAGUCACUUGGCGAACACAAUCUUUUUCUUUUAAAUGCUAGAAGACAGGUGAACAGAAACAGGAGUGGUUCUGAUACUGUGUCUAAACAAAGCUUUAAUGAAGAUGUGUAUGUUGGAAGUAUUAUGAAAGUGUGAUUCUAAUUUUGCAGAAAAAAUGUUUAUCAAUUUAUAUAGCUUUAUUUUUUACCUUAUCAAAAGAUUCAGAAUUUUAAUAUACAUAUAUUGUCUGACUUAAAAUCAUGUGUGUGUCUCUAUUACCACUUAAAAUGUCCAUUUACGAUGUAAUGUAUGAACAGGAGAGACUCUAUUUAACAUGAAUGGUUACCUGUAGCUGUCAUAAGUACUGGAUUUGUUUUAAAUUAUCAAAUAUAGUACGUACACUAGACAUGUCAUUCUCCAACACUAAUGUUUAACCGAUAGCCCAGUAACCUGCUUUGAAAAAUUAAAUUGUGAAUUAAACCAGAUCAAA
Molecule: messenger RNA, 7435 nt
Organism: Phodopus roborovskii (desert hamster)
Lineage: Eukaryota; Metazoa; Chordata; Mammalia; Rodentia; Cricetidae
Gene: Atp11a
Product: ATPase phospholipid transporting 11A
Biological process (GO): phospholipid translocation
Cellular component (GO): plasma membrane; endoplasmic reticulum; recycling endosome
Molecular function (GO): ATP hydrolysis activity; ATPase-coupled intramembrane lipid carrier activity; ATP binding
Source: RefSeq, a predicted model, not a curated record